This is a messenger RNA of Linum trigynum, 645 nucleotides long. The record is from the annotation of a GenBank genome assembly. Lineage: Eukaryota; Viridiplantae; Streptophyta; Magnoliopsida; Malpighiales; Linaceae.
CACUUUGUAGCAGCCCCCACCACCCAUUUUUCUAUCUUCAUCUCUUUCUCACUUUCUUCUUUUCUCUCCUUUCUCUUCUUCUUCUAUCACAAAAAAACCUAGAAGAAGCACAAAAACCUCCAAUCUAUUGCAUUCACAGCUGCUCAUAAGAAGAAUAAGGGAUGUUUCGCAUAUGUUCUUGUCAUUUUGGACGGAUAGAGGAAAGAAGAAAAGAAAGUCAUCCAUAGCGGAUGCCUCAAGUUCUGAAUGGGAAGAGUUCAAUCAAACUCUGUUUCAGACCAAAAUACAAAGUGACAAAUAUGAAGAGAACAUAAUGCACAACCGCAGGGUGGCUCCUGAAAGGCCAUUGACGGCUGAUGCGUAUGCUCGUUUCAAGAAUUACGGGUUCCUUGCACCAUUUGUGGAGUAAGAUUGGCCGAAGGUGAUAUCUCUCGAUGUACCAUACUACCCAAAAAUGGUACAAUACUUUUACAACAACAUCGUCUAUCAGCAUUCAGAAAAUGGAUUGAUUCAUUCUUUUAAAUCCUAUGUGAAUGGGGGUAGAGAUGUGGAACACCAUAAAUGUGUUGGCAGCAGUUCUGGAGACUCCAAACCUGGGGAAGAGAAUCGAUGCUUACAAUGCUUGAAUGAAACUAAUUUCUUGAG